UGUUGAUGAACGAAUGGAGGUUGGUCAGAGGGAGCAGCUACUGAAGGAAUGAGGCUCAUCUAGUUUCACUAGUUUCACUCUUCAGAGCGAAGGAUCUGCUGUAACGAGUAAAGUAGAGUUAAUGUUACUGGAACCUCUUCGUUGAGGAAAGCUGAAGACAAUGGCAGUGAAUUUGAGUAAGAAUGGCCCUUCACUCAUGGAGGCGUAUAAAGAAGUAGUGGAUGGAAAGAUGGACACAAACUGGGCGCUCUUCACUUAUGAAGGGAACACCAAUGACAUCCGUCUUGCACAGAAGGGAGAUGGAGGGUUAGAGGAGAUGGUGGAGGAGCUGAACAGUGGGAAGGUGAUGUACGCUUUCUGUCGAGUCCAGGACCCAAACUCUGGUCUGCCAAAAUAUGUCCUCAUAAACUGGACAGGUGACGGUGUAAAGGACUCUAGAAAAGGAAUGUGUGCCAACCACGUGAGCUCGCUGUCCAGCUUCCUGAAGGGAGCCCAUGUGACCAUAAAUGCCCGUGGAGAUGAUGACGUGGACCCGGAGACGAUCUUGCAGAAAGUGGCCAAAACCUCUGGAGCCAACUUUCACUUCAACAAACCGAAGGAACACAAAGACACUACGAGAGGAUCUGUUGGUUCUGUGUAUCGGAAGGUCAACGCUGUGGAGGAAAUACAACAAACUAGAAAAGACGACUUCUGGGGUCAAAAUCAGAGGGACGAAGCACUUCGUCAACAGGAGGAGGACCAGCGGCAGGUGGAGGAACAAACGUUGGAGAGGAAGAGGAAGGAGGUAGAGGAGAAGCAGAUGAGGGAGAGGGAGAAGAAAGCCAAGGAGAGAGCUCAGCAGAUCGAACAGGAGAAGACUCUUCAGAAGCAGAUAGAAGAAGAGGAGCGAGAGAUGGAGCAGCAGAGCCACAAGGCCAAGUCACACAUUCCCCAGAGGUCCUUAAACCCCAGAGACAUGUUCAAGCAGAGGGAGCAGAGCUUUGAGUCUCCUGCUUCCAGACCUGGGAAACUUUUAUCUGAGUCCUUUGAGAGAGAAACUCCGCUACAACCUGAGUCUCGUCCUGCUCCAGCUUUGCUCCCCUUGUCUCCUGUCUCAUCUAUCUCACCUGUGAGGUCUCACUCACCUGCCGCACCACCACAGACAACUGGUUCACCUUUUGCAGCUGCAGAACAAGAGUGGUCUGACGAGUUUGAAGACGAAGAUGGAGAUGAAGCUCCUCCUGAAGACGUGUACGAGGCAGAGACUGAGGAGGACCUGUACGAAAAUGUUUACGAUCCCACAAUCCCCUCGGGCGAAGACGUUGAUGUGGACACGAGAGGACAGAGCAUUAUGGCCAGAGCUUUGUAUGACUACCAGGCUGUGGACGACACUGAGAUCACCUUUGACCCCGGUGACAUCAUCACAGGGGUUGAAAUGCUGGAUGAGGGCUGGUGGAGAGGAUUCGGGCCUCAGGGAGGCUUCGGGAUGUUUCCCGCUAAUUAUGUGGUGCUCCUCUAGAGCCUUUGACCCUCCUUCUGGUCACCUGACGGGAAGUUGACUAAGACAAUAAAAGAUAUUACUUAACUUA
Molecule: messenger RNA, 1568 nt
Organism: Gasterosteus aculeatus aculeatus (three-spined stickleback)
Lineage: Eukaryota; Metazoa; Chordata; Actinopteri; Perciformes; Gasterosteidae
Product: drebrin-like protein B
Biological process (GO): regulation of actin filament polymerization; positive regulation of dendritic spine morphogenesis; postsynaptic actin cytoskeleton organization
Cellular component (GO): site of polarized growth; cortical actin cytoskeleton; postsynaptic density
Molecular function (GO): actin filament binding
Source: RefSeq, a predicted model, not a curated record